AUGAUUGAAAUAGUGCGAACAGCUGUGGUACCAAGAGUGGCUGUACUGGCGCGAGUUGCUGUGACUUCACAAGUAAUUGUGGCGCUGCAUAUAGUUGUAACACCACGAAUUGUUGUGGCGCCACGAACAAUUCCGGAACCACGAAUAAGUGCCGAGCCACGAACAGUUCUGGUGAGAGGAGUACUAUGA
Gongylonema pulchrum is the source of this 189-nucleotide messenger RNA. NCBI's taxonomy places the organism in Eukaryota, Metazoa, Nematoda, Chromadorea, Rhabditida, Gongylonematidae. The record is from the annotation of a GenBank genome assembly.